Molecule: messenger RNA, 2649 nt
Organism: Lampris incognitus (smalleye Pacific opah)
Lineage: Eukaryota; Metazoa; Chordata; Actinopteri; Lampriformes; Lampridae
Gene: hcn1
Product: potassium/sodium hyperpolarization-activated cyclic nucleotide-gated channel 1
Biological process (GO): monoatomic ion transport; transmembrane transport
Cellular component (GO): membrane
Molecular function (GO): monoatomic ion channel activity
Source: RefSeq, a predicted model, not a curated record
AUGGAAGACAAAUCAAAUUCGUUCUCCAGCAACAAGGAGGAGAAGGCGGACGGGAAUAACGUGUUUCAGAGGCAGGACUCGCUACAGAAAAACAACAUGGGCAGUCAGAAUAUGAAGGACCACGGCAACUCGGUGGGCUUUAAAGGGGAACGGGAAGAGGCCAUGGUCGGGUUGACGACCUGGACGGGGUCCAGGCAAUACGGUUUUAUGCAGCGGCAGUUUGGGGCCAUGAUGCAGCCCGGAGUCAAUAAGUUCUCCUUGCGCAUGUUUGGCAGCCAGAAAGCCGUGGAGAAAGAACAGGAGAGGGUUCAGACGGCCGGAUACUGGAUCAUUCAUCCGUAUAGCGAUUUUAGGUUCUACUGGGACUUGAUAAUGCUCAUCAUGAUGAUGGGAAAUCUAAUCAUCAUUCCUGUGGGAAUAACCUUCUUCUCGGAGCAGACUACCACCACCUGGUUGGUCUUCAACGUGGCCUCAGACACCAUCUUCUUGGUAGACCUGGUCAUGAACUUCAGAACGGGCAUUGUCAACGAGGAGAGCUCCGAGAUCAUCCUUGACCCCAAGGUCAUCAAGAUGAACUACCUGAAGAGCUGGUUUGUUGUGGACUUCCUGUCGUCAAUUCCAGUGGAUUAUAUCUUUCUAAUAGUGGAGAAAGGCUUUGACUCAGAGGUGUACAAGACAGCCCGUGCUCUCCGUAUCGUCCGCUUCACCAAGAUCCUCAGUCUUCUGCGUCUAUUGAGACUCUCACGACUCAUCAGAUACAUACAUCAGUGGGAGGAGAUCUUCCACAUGACCUAUGACCUGGCAAGUGCUGUGGUAAGAAUAUUUAAUUUGAUAGGGAUGAUGCUGCUUCUCUGUCACUGGGAUGGCUGUCUCCAGUUUCUGGUGCCUCUUCUCCAAGAUUUCCCCCCUGACUGCUGGGUCUCCCUAAAUGGGAUGGUUAAUGAUUCCUGGGGCAAGCAGUAUUCAUAUGCCCUCUUCAAAGCCAUGAGCCACAUGCUGUGCAUUGGAUAUGGUGCUCGGGCGCCUGUCAGCAUGUCUGACCUGUGGAUCACCAUGCUGAGCAUGAUUGUAGGUGCCACCUGCUAUGCCAUGUUUGUGGGCCAUGCCACUGCUCUAAUCCAAUCACUGGACUCCUCACGCAGGCAGUACCAAGAGAAGUACAAACAAGUGGAGCAGUACAUGUCGUUCCACAAGCUUCCGGCAGACAUGCGCCAGAAGAUCCACGACUACUAUGAGCAUCGCUACCAGGGCAAGAUCUUCGAUGAGGACAAUAUUCUGAGCGAACUCAACGAUCCGCUCAAAGAGGUGAUAACCAGUUUUAAUGUCGUUGCUGCCCUCCCUGUAUCUGCAGAUUAUUGGGAGAUUUGCCUGCUUACCAAGGGCCGACGAACAGCCAGUGUGCGAGCUGACACCUACUGUCGUCUCUUCUCCCUCUCUGUUGACCAUUUCAAUGAGGUGCUAGAGGAGUACCCCAUGAUGCGCCGCGCCUUUGAGACUGUUGCCAUUGACCGUUUGGACCGUAUUGGGAAGAAGAACUCACUGCUGCUUCAGAAGUUCCAGAAGGAUCUGAACGCCGGCGUAUUCAAUACACAGGAGAACGAGAUAUUGAAGCAGAUAAUCCGUCAGGACAGGGAGAUGGUGAUGAUGGUGGAUCGCAAGCAGUCGGUCACAGGGAUGAACUCAACACCGAUGUCUGGAAACUCCAUCAUUAACUCACCAGCCCAGCCACCCUUUUCCACCUCCACAGGCAACAAUCAGCUCCAGCAGUCCUCUGUUCCCUUAACCUACAGUGCUUCAGCGAUUGCCAAUGCCUCAGCUGCCCGUAUCCUGCCAGCUGCCGCCGCUGCUGCUGCUGCUGCACAGGGGAUCUACCCUGCUUCUAGUGUUUCUCAUGGCAACCUGACAUCCUCUUCAGCCGCUGCCCAGACCCCACUUCAACAGCAGGGGGCCAUCAUGUCGCCCUGCUCUUUCACAGCUGCAAUGUGCAGCCCACCAGUGCAAACCCCUCUGGCUGGUCGGAGUUUCCAGUACGGCUCACCUACAGCCUCCCAGCUGUCACUCAUCCAACAGCCCAUGCCCCAACAACCUCUAUCCACACAGCAACAGCUUGCUCAGCAGCCUGUGGUGUCAACUGCUACCACAACCUCUGCAACACAGCAGCAGCAACAACAGCAGCAGCAGCAGCAGCAGUCACCUCAGCAGCAGCAGGUUCCCUCACCCCAGAGAGGAGAGAUCCACAAGAGCACACAGGCUCUCCAGUCGGGCAGUUUGAGUCGAGAUGUGCGACACUUGUCAGCCUCUCAACCUUCCCUGCCUCAUGACACGUCUCUGGGGCCCAGAGGGCACCCGACCUCAGGAGACUCUCUGGCCUCCAUUGUGCCACCUGUGGCAGCAGCAGCGGCAGCAAUCCAGGGAAUGGGUCUGCAGAGUGGCAUACGCACCACAGUGCCCCAGCGGGUCAACUUAUUCCGCCAGAUGUCUUCAGGAGCGUUGCCUCCUGUGCGUUCAGCAGCAGCAGCAGCCGUGGCAGCGGCAGCGGCAGCAUCGACCACAGCCCAGCACAGGGAGUCCCCCGGCUCUCGGAGAGAUUCUGUCCUGAGUAGUACAGAGACCGAUCAAGACAAAAUGCGUUUUGCAUCAAAUUUAUGA